Bactrocera tryoni is the source of this 4838-nucleotide messenger RNA. RefSeq names its product enhancer of mRNA-decapping protein 4 homolog (gene Ge-1). The record is from RefSeq and is a predicted model, not a curated record. Bases 1 to 4056 code for a protein of 1351 amino acids. Gene Ontology annotation, molecular function: protein binding. The transcript has 14 exons. NCBI's taxonomy places the organism in Eukaryota, Metazoa, Arthropoda, Insecta, Diptera, Tephritidae. Gene Ontology annotation, cellular component: P-body. Gene Ontology annotation, biological process: deadenylation-independent decapping of nuclear-transcribed mRNA.
AUGUUAAUAUCGGUGAUCACAAUAAUUGCGCUUUUAAAAAAUUCUUUACAACGAUUUCGGGGGCGUGGUUAUUCAAAUUCAUACCUUCCUUCAAUAAGUCGGGCCAAGGGAAUUAAAAUGAGUACCAAAUAUAUGGGGGAAAAAGCUGUCAAUACUACGUCAGAGGAAAUACCAAGCGAUGCAGUUUCCAAUUGUAGCAUCAUCAAUUUUAAAGCGGAUGAUAUUCAAUGUAGCUACGAAAUCGCAACAAGAAAUGUAAAUAUUGUGGUCAAUCCUGGCAAUCAUGACCAUGGUUCUUCAAAGGUCAAACUAAAGAACAUUGUGGAUUACAAGUGGGAAUUGAAGAACUAUCCUGGUCAUUUAAUAGCGGUACAUAUGGACGGAAAACAUAUUGCCUAUGUCAUAAACGUUAAUAACAAAGUAUCGCGUGUGGAGGGUAUGGUUCGUGUUGUAAAAGCUCAGACGGUAUUGCGAGCUCUCAUCAAGGGAAUGUCCGGUGAAGUCCUUGAUUUACAAUUCGCACAUAUAGAAAGAGAACGCAUACUAGCUUCAAUUGAUAUGAAUGCCCUAUAUAUACAUAAAAUAGACCUUGUCGAUGACAAUUUACAAUGCAGUUUGGUUGUCAAAAUAGAGGAUCCAUUGGCAAAUUAUACUCCAAAAUUUGACAAAAUAUCAUGGUGUCCUUUUAUUGAUGUUCCCGGUGAAGAUGAUGAAGAUAGUCAAUUAAUUGUGUGGGCGAGAGGUUCGACGUUACAAUGUUUUAAUAUAAAUGUUCUAAUAACAGAAUAUGGAAUGGGCGUUAUACAUCCAAAUGAUAUUUCUAUGGGUUAUCUUAAAGUCUACGAUGAAUUGAGUACCGUAAGUUGGGUAGCCCUUUCUCCUGAUGGAUCAACUUUAGGCGUUGCCAGUAUUGAUGGUGUCAUCCGUUUCUAUCAAGUUUAUAUGCACGACAAGGAGCCUCGUUGUUUACAUCAAUGGAAUCCUCAUAAUGGGAAACCUAUUUCCUCUUUCUUUUUCUUGGACAAUUUAACUAGGAAUGUUUCCGAAACUUAUUGGAAAUAUGCUAUCACAGGUGCUGCUAAUAAUACGGAAUUUAAGGUGUGGGAUUGCAGUACUUGGGAGUGUCUACAAUCACUUAACUUUACCACAGCAUCUGAAGAAACAAAAUUACCACGUUUUAUUGCCGAGAUUGAUCGAACAUCUUCAUAUUUGGUUAUUUCGAGUCUAGACACACGUACUUGUUACAUCAUGCAAAUUGUAAAUAACAGUAAUAUUUCAUUAGCUAAAGGAUCUGAUAGUGAGAGUAACAAUAAUUUGGCAAAUAUCAGCAUUAGUAGCAGUAGUAGUGUUGGUAGUUCCAAAUCUCAGUCGAAAAAUUUACGUCAUCUUGUAUAUAUAAAGAGCAUAUCUGAGUUUCCACUGAGUUCUGGAAUUCUAUCAUUUUCAAUAGUCGACGCGGCUGUAAGACGGUAUAAAUGUGGAAAUGAUAACUAUAUGUGCGAGGAAUUUGAUGACUACGAUGAAGAAACUAAUUCUACAUAUUGUGUAGUAGUGCGAAUGUUUAUCGUACAAUCGAAGAGCAUGCAGGAAUGUCGUAUAUUAUAUCAGCCAUCUGUUACUGAAAAUACAGAAGUGCGGAGCACUUUAUCCGAUGAUAGUGAUGGAGUAAGCGCUUCCCAAGAUUCGUCACUCUUAGAUAGUGUAAGAAGUUGCAUUAAUAGUGCUGGUGGUGUGAAAGUUGGUGCAAUCGGCUAUACAAAUAGUACGAAUUCGAAUAAUAUACAACACACUCUUAUAAAAACUGAACAAGUAGAUGAAGAGGUUGUAAAACAUAAAAAUUAUAACGAGACCAGUUCUUUGGAAUCAAUACUCGGUAUUGCUGCAGUUCCAUCAACUAACGUUGCUAAUCAAAUAAAUAUUCAAACAGCUACGCCUUCUUCAGUUGCUGCUGGAGCAGCAACUUCUUCAAUAACGAACGACGUAACUUAUAAUAGGUCUUGUUCUGCGUCUCCUCAAUCAAGCAAUACAAGUUUUACCCAAAUAAAUCUUAUGACACCGGAUGCAUUCAGUACUAAUUUAAAUGAUAAAAAAAAACCUGAUUGUGUUAGUUCAGAAGUGUUGAAUACGAUUUUAAUGUUAGCUGGUGUAGCGGGACAAACGCCAGCCCCAAAAGCAGAAAGUAUAAAUAUUUUGAACUUGGUAAAUAACAAAAUAAUCGAAGACCAAGAACAUCAAAAAUUACAAUUGAAACAAUCUUUAGAUCCACAGAAAAAGUUCAUAGUAAUCAGCCACAAUUCCGGUCGUAACGUUGACAAUGUAGCCAGUGGAGGUUCUAGUCCCAGCCGAGAGGUCCAAGAAAUAAUGUCUUUACAAGAAAAUGAAAGUGGCGAUGAUGAAUUGCUUGAAGAGACUGAUAGUACGGAAAAGAUGGAUAAUCAAACAAAGCCUACCGAAAUUGAUAAGACAGAAUUGAUUGCUCCUAAAUGUCAUUCAACGACCAGUAUUCCGAACUGGCCUAAAGGAUCAGAUACCCAUAAGGCUACACCAAAGCAAUCAACUGAGCUACAAAAUGCGGCUAGUUUAAUUUCGCAGGCAGUAAAUGCUUCAUCAAAUAUACUUAAUAAUAAUGUCGGUGCCUCUACUCUUAAUAGUACUGCCAGCGGUAGCAAUAACAAUUCGGAAGGUAAAGUGAUUGAAAGCAACACAGACAUGAUGGAGUUAAAUGGAAAAAUGAAUCAGUUAAUUGAACUUGUUAAAAUCCAGUCAAUGCAAAUAAACCAUUUACAAGCCGAAGUGAGUAGUAUGAGGAAGGCAAAUCCAAUGACAUCUACAAAGAGUAUGUCUGAAUUUUCAUUUAAACUUGAAAUGCAGCUAUCUAAACUAAUGGAACAAUAUCUAAAGCGUUAUGAAAAUGAACACAAAAAAAAGCUAUCUGCUUUUAUGGCCGGACGAGAUCAACAAAAUAGAGAGUUACGUGACAGUUUUAUUCAGAUUAUGAAUCAAUAUAUUUUGACACACUUUGGCGAAGUUGUAUCAAAAGUUAUUAAUAUUGAAAUUCAGCGUCAGUUGGUACCGAUGUUAUCUGCAAAAAUUGAUCAUGUGCAACAACAAUUACAAAUAGAUGUCAGUCAGAAGCUAAACACAUUUGAUUUAAUGCUGAAUGAAAAUAUUUCGCAAAUUUGUAAAAGCAAAAACAUAAUUGAUACUAUUGGUAAAUCCGUUUUGGUGGGUAUACAGGGAAGUUUAGAAGCUGCAUUUAUUGAGUCUAUGUCCAGUUCGUUAAUACCUGCUUAUGAAAAGUCAUCUCAACACAUGUUCAAGCAACUGCACGAUGCCUUUUGUGUUGGAAUAAAAGAAUUUAUGGAACAGUUUGAUAACUAUCUGCAACAUUUGCAACCUAUGCAAGACUCUACAGAAGAGGUGCUUAAUAAAUUUUCGGGCUUUCGUCAGCACUUGGAUUCCAUAUUACUCAAGCAUCGCAAUACUGUGACGGAAGCCAUGCUUGAGACAAGAAAGGAUGUGAAAGGACUAGAAAUAAUUUUGUCCCGACAAAUACAUGAAACUAUUCGUUCUGAGAUAAGGAGAUGUUUUGAAAAUCAAACAACUGCGAUACGUUCUCAAACUAAUACACCAGCUCCGAUGUAUGAUGCGAAAGACACUAUAAAACUAUUGCUCCAUCAAGGACAAUUUAAUAAAGCAUUUCAUCAAGCCCUGCUUGCAAAUGAUUUGAACUUAGUAGAAUACACCCUCAAAAACGCUGACCAUACCGCAGUCUUUACACCAGAUUGCUGUUUGGAACAGAAAGUUUUAUUAUCGCUUAUUCAACAGAUAUCGGCCGACAUGAGUAAUCACAAUGAAUUAAAGCAAAAUUAUUUAGCUGAUGCUUUACUCGCUAUUAAUCCAAUGGAUUCAAUUACGCGUGAACAUGCACCAAAAGUAUUGCAAGAAUUAUUCCGUAAUUGCCAAAUAUUUUUGGUAAACAAUCCUAAAAAUCAACAAUGCAGCAACGUGCGUAUGCUAAUGAAAGCUGUUCAAACAUAUAUGGAUCAAUUUUAAUCCACACUUUAUGUCCCCACUUCAUAAGCUAAAAUAACAUCACCAGCAAUUUUUAUUUCUGCCUACAAAAAUAUUAACUUAUAUAUCAAUUAAAUGGUCAUCAAUCAUAACUAAAUUUCGUUGAAAGAGAAUAUAGUAGAUUGAAGAUUGGCCAAAGAAAUUUUUGAAAAAUACAAAUAAAUUAAAAACUUAAAAUUGUUUCUUAAAGUGACGUAUUUUUGUAAAUUUUAUAGAACUCCAAUCAAUUAUUUAUAAGUAAUAAGUAGAGUAUGUAAUUGUGUUUUAAUACAUUUUUUUUUUUUGUAACUGUAUUAUCAUUUUUUAUUACGACUGUGAAGAAUAGACAUUUGCAUUUAGGAUUUUUUGAUGAUCCCACGUUUUUUUUUUAUCAAAAAUAUAAUACUAAUAUGUACAUUUUAUCAUACUACACUGUUUCUUUAAUUUUCAAUACGAAAUGACCGAAGCUCUGUACAGUUUGCUACAGUUCACUUUAAUAAGAACUGCACAUUGUCGAUUAUGGGUGAGCUGCUAUACAUAUAUUAAAAUAGUCAAAGAGUUAGAUAUGCGUGUUAGCGAUGAUAAAUACAUUUUUUAGUUAACUUCUUUCUUUCUUCGUUCUACAAUGACUCAUCUCUGUAAUUGAGUUUGGAUUAGAUUGGCUGUUGAUGUUCUUUAUCAUUUUCACAGAUAUCUUCUCGUUACUGACCUUGUCAUUAAAAAGCUUUGUCGAUUUAAAGUUUUCAAAAUAAUAACAAUAAAUUUACCACGCGACAAAAAUUAAA